AUGAACUACUUUAUUAUUGCCCUGCUUGCCGCAACUGCUAUCGCAGUCCCUCCGCCCUCUCUCGGGGUUGAUCUCAGCGCCGAGAACACCGAUGAUGCCUCAAUUAUCCGACGCGCAGAUGAUAGCUUGAUCGGCGAUUACCUUGCUGCUGCUACCGACCUAGCAGGCUUGGAUGACAGCUCACUCGACGACUACCUUGCUACUGUGACCGACUUGGCAAAUCUUGUCAAACGCGACGAUGAUAGCUUGGUGGGAGACUACCUUUCUGCUGCUACUGAUCUGACAAACAUUAUCAAGCGCAACGAGGAUGUGACCGUCGGCGGAGGUCUCAUCAGAGAUUGA
Molecule: messenger RNA, 342 nt
Organism: Penicillium taxi
Lineage: Eukaryota; Fungi; Ascomycota; Eurotiomycetes; Eurotiales; Aspergillaceae
Exons: 1
Coding region: 1-342 (113 amino acids)
Source: RefSeq, a predicted model, not a curated record